Messenger RNA from Entrophospora sp. SA101, 299 nucleotides. Lineage: Eukaryota; Fungi; Glomeromycota; Glomeromycetes; Entrophosporales; Entrophosporaceae. The record is from the annotation of a GenBank genome assembly.
GGGUGUUCACCUUUGACUUAAAAGGUUUAGUAAAAGAAUUAAAUAUUCAGUUAUCUCCUAACGCCAUUCAGCAAAUGGAGCAAGCCACUAAUUAUCAACAGUUAGCCACUACUCGCAAUGCGGAAAUUAAAAAGCAUUUACAGAAAGAUUUAAAUAGUUUAGCGGUGGCUAACGCGUCAAAAGAAAUAAUUCAACCACCAAAUAAGGAAAGAAUUAUUUUAAUUAGUUUGCUAGCGGUGAGUUUAUUAAGCAUUGGAGGAAUGUUAAUGAAAAUUGCUAAAAGCAGGAAGAGAAAUUAA